CUGCUUCAGAUCCUCAACAGAACAGUCCACUCCUGACACCAUGUGCUACUACGGCAACUACUAUGGUAGCCUGGGCUGCGGCUAUGGCUGUGGCUUAGGCUGUGGCUAUGGCUAUGGUGGCUAUGGUAGCUAUGGCUGCUAUGGUUACGGCUGUUGCCGCCCCCUGUGCUGUAGAAGAUACUGGUCCUAUGGCUUCUACUGAGGAGUUUCUACAUCUUCAAAGCCUUUGGUUACAAUCUCCUGUUUUACUGUCAUUAUUUUCAAUUAUUUUUAAAUGAUAAAUUUUUAAGUCUGCAAACUCCAACUACAGUUGGAACUAUCUAGAAUAAAAUAAACUGUUAUAUGUCAUAUUGAUUCA
This is a messenger RNA of Cavia porcellus (domestic guinea pig), 358 nucleotides long. RefSeq names its product keratin-associated protein 20-2-like. The transcript has a single exon. Bases 41 to 202 code for a protein of 53 amino acids. The record is from RefSeq and is a predicted model, not a curated record. Lineage: Eukaryota; Metazoa; Chordata; Mammalia; Rodentia; Caviidae.